Messenger RNA from Dunckerocampus dactyliophorus (ringed pipefish), 7264 nucleotides. RefSeq names its product heparan sulfate 6-O-sulfotransferase 1a (gene hs6st1a). Gene Ontology annotation, molecular function: heparan sulfate 6-sulfotransferase activity. The transcript is spliced from 4 exons. The record is from RefSeq and is a predicted model, not a curated record. Gene Ontology annotation, cellular component: membrane. Bases 368 to 1705 code for a protein of 445 amino acids. Lineage: Eukaryota; Metazoa; Chordata; Actinopteri; Syngnathiformes; Syngnathidae.
CCAUCCGGGGAACACACAGCUCCAUAGAGAUGCGGCGAGCCAGUUGUGCUGGCCGGCCGAGCAAAGUCAAGUAACCCCGGGGAGGGUCGCCAGUCUGAGCGGUGAGAGAGAGGCUAAGGGGGGGGAGCUCGCCUUUGAGUUACAAUGCGUCUUUCACAUGCUAUCCAACGAUGAGACAACUUCGCAGGGAGCUUCUUCGACGCCGUACGAGCCACUCCUGAGCCCCGGGAAACGAGUCUCUACAGGCGGCGACGGUGGUGGGCAGGCGGGCGUUUGCGAGCGAGCAUGAAGAAGCCGAGCGCCCUGCUCCCUGCUGGCGCCGUGACCGGGAAAUGGUAGCGUACUGUGGGUGCAACUGGGAAGGAACAUGGUCGAGAGGAGCAGCAAAUUCUUGUUGAUCGUGGUCGGAUCUGUGUGUUUUAUGCUGAUUCUUUAUCAGUACGUGGCGCCCGGGGUCAUCAAUUUCGGAUCCCCGCACGGCUACUUCACGGAGGAGGACGAGGGGGACAUCUUCCCCACUCCGGACCCCCACUACGUCAAGAAAUACUUCUUCCCGGUGAGAGACCUGGAGAGGACCAUUGAUUUCCAAAUCAAAGGGGAGGACGUGAUCGUGUUCCUGCACAUCCAAAAGACCGGCGGGACAACCUUCGGACGGCACCUAGUGCAGAAUGUCCGCCUGGAGGUUCCCUGCGACUGCAGACCGGGCCAGAAGAAGUGUACCUGCUACCGGCCCAACCGCAAGGAGACCUGGCUCUUUUCUCGGUUCUCCACCGGCUGGAGCUGCGGCUUGCACGCCGACUGGACCGAGCUCACCAACUGCGUGCCAGGGGUCCUCAACAAGAAGGAGAGCAAGCAGAAGAAUCUAAGGAAGUUCUACUACAUCACGCUGCUGAGAGACCCUGUGUCCCGUUACCUCAGCGAGUGGAGGCACGUCCAGCGCGGCGCCACAUGGAAGACCUCGCUGCACAUGUGCGAUGGACGCACGCCCACGCCCGAGGAGCUGCCCUCCUGCUACGAGGGCUCCGACUGGUCGGGAUGCACGCUGCAGCAGUUCAUGGACUGUCCCUACAACCUGGCCAACAAUAGACAGGUACGCAUGUUGGCCGACCUGAGUCUGGUGGGCUGCUACAACAUGUCCACCGUCCCCGAGAAGAAGCGGGCCCAGCUCCUCCUGGAGUCGGCCAAGAAGAACCUGCGAGACAUGGCCUUCUUCGGCCUGACGGAGUACCAGAGGAAAACCCAGUUCCUGUUUGAGCGCACCUUCCGAUUGCGCUUCAUCAGACCCUUCAUGCAGUACAACAGCACCCGUGCCGCUGGGGUGGACCUGGACAAUGCUACGGUUCAGCGCAUAGAGGAGCUGAACGAGCUGGACAUGGAGCUGUACGACUACGCCCGGGACCUGUUCCAGCAGCGCUAUCAGUACACCCGGCAGCAGGAGCGGCGGCUACAGCGCAUCAAGAACCACAUGCAGCAGAGCCACCAGGGCCUGGGCCUGGGCCUCAAUCUGUGGCCCUCUCACAGCCGCCAGACCUCCGGCCCGUACCCGGAGAAUGACGAGGAGAACCGAAGGGAGCGGAAUGACGAGGAGGAGGCGGGAGGCAGGACGGAGGAGACGGGAGGCGGCGGCAGCAGCAGCAGCAGCAGCAGCAGCAGCAGUCGGCUCCCCACUGAGGACUACAUGAACCAGAUCAUCAACCGCUGGUAGCAGCAGAACUUAUGUAACAAAGAUAAAAAACACUAUUUUGCAUUUAAAGAGUCGACAAAAGAAAGACCCCUCCCCUGGUGGUUAACGGUUGCCUUGGCGACUGGGGCACGCCCAUUUAUCUGCACCCUCUGUGUCUCCCGUCUUCAUUAGAGGGAUAUUUUUAAAGUUGCUGACAUCAGACAUCCUUUUUUCUCCUCAUAAAGAUUGAAUUCCGAGUGGGGAAGGAUCGGUGUAUUUCCUGGACAAAUUCAAUGAUAGCAGGAAAGACGGACAACGACAACACUUUUUAGGAUGAUUUAGCUCAUAAUGUUCCCCUCUUUUUGUGUUUAUGCUUUUUUAAAAGCAGAAUUGUAAAACACUGAGACCAACGUUGCUGCCUGAAGAUUCCUUUUACUUCUCGUGAACCUUUAUUAUUAUUUUUUUUUUUAGCUCAAGCAUCCGUGUACAAUGGACCAUAACCAUGACUGAAGCCUUGCAUCACGCUGGCGGCUGCUGAAAGGAGGGCGGUCUACUUCUAUGUCCCCCCACCCCCCCACCACACACCCUCCACCCCAUCCAACGCUCCGGUUGCUCAACAGCCAUUUGCUUCUUUCUCCUUUCACACCUUGCAGACUUUGACAGCCAAUUACUGGAUCUCACACAGGUUUGGCCGAGGCGUCAAAAAGUCAGGCGAAGUGUGCUUUGAGGCAGCCGACAAACGCUGCAGACGGGGUGGAAGAGCAGUGGUCACCAUGGUGAUACGAGGCCCUUCAUUUGGCAGGUGGCAUUUACAGUUUGUCCUUCACAAAAAACAAAGCGUCAUACAUGAGUUUGACCGUUGUUUGACAGUUUGGGGUGAGGUUGCAGUGCCUCCACAUGCUGGGAUAAUAGUCCACAUCAGGGUUUCUCCAACUUUUUCAGCUCCAAAUCCAAAUUUAGGAGCCAAACUUACUGAAAAACACAAUGUAUUGCCAUAACAGCCAUAAGAUAACAUUUGAUACUUUGACAGGUCCUUAAAAUUCACUCGCAUAUUUGACCCCAGUGACAAAACUAAAAUGUCAGCUUCCCAAAAGCUGCUAAUGUAUUUUAUUUUUUCCACUUUGAAAGAGUCAAUCUUUUAAAACUACUUCAUCCAGCAUUCUAUCAAAUGUGAAUGUGAUCUUAACACGUUAAAGCCAGUAUGUUUACGUAACUUUUUGCCCCGAAAAAAACCAAAAUUGUUUUCCGUGCAAUACAUUUCAAGGAUUAUUUGUUUUUUAUUCUUCUUCUUACUAGAUGGGCUUUUUUUCUUCUUUUUUUUUUAACAGUGUAAGAUUUAAAACUCACAAGGUUCUCAGUACCAAAAAUGUCCACUUCCCAAAAACUGCUCUGGUAUGAUAUCUUAAAUGUCUUAAAUGUUUUUUUUUCUUCCACUUUCAAAUAACCUAUUAAAAGCUAGUAUGUUUACAUUAAAAAACAACACCAAUACAUUUCAGGGAGUAUUUGUUUAUUAUCAUUAUUAUUAUUGAUAACAGGUCCUUAUUAUUGCUUGGCAUUUUUUCUAGUUUCAGAUUUAAAACUCAGAAUCGAGGUCCUCUGGACUUUUGCCUCCCAAAAAAUGCUAUUUUUUCCCCACUUUAAACAAGUAAAAAAAAAAGUGCUCAAAAAGUAUGAUGUAUUAAUGGGGGGGGGUUACACUUUAAACAAGUCAAUCUUUAAAAAUCUUCAGCCUGAAAUAUAACCCAUUAAAGGCAGGUAUGUUUGUAUAAUGCAACUGUUUUUUUAUGAAGAAAAAAAAACGUUUUCCAUAAAAAACAAUUUGAGUGGUGUUUGUUUUUUACUAUUAUUACUAUUAGGCCCUGUGAUGGGUCAAUGAUUGGCAGCAACAUUGAUAUUCAUGCAUUGUUAUUUUUUUCUACAGUGCCACAUUUAGAACUCACACUCAAGGUCCUGAGGACAAAAAAUGUCCACUUCCCAAAAACUGCUCUAAAAUAUGAUAUAAUGGGGUUUGUUUUCCAGUUUAAACAAGUCAAUCUUUUUUCUUUUUUUUUUAAACCUUCAACCCGAAAUAUACCUAAGUAAUAACCCAUUAAAGGCUGUUUUUUUAAGGGGAGGGGGCAAAAACAGUUUUCCAUAACAUAAAAUGCAAUUCAAGGAGUUUUUUUGUUUUUUUUUACGAGUAUUAUGAUUAAGUCCUGAGAUGGGUCAUUGAUUGGCUGCAACAUUGAUUUUCCUGCAUACUUCAGCCUGAAAUACACAAAUAUAUUCCAUUUAUUGGGUUUGGGGGAUUUGAAAGGCCAGUAUGUUUACUCCAGAUCUUGCAAAAAAAACAGUAAUAGGUGAGACAUUUUGCUGCAUGCUUUGAGUGGGAAAAAGUAGCACCGUCUGGUGUACAAAUUGAGGCCAGUAGUCCAAAUUGAAAUCCUUAACGGAAAUGACUGCACUAGUUAUGAUAAAUGUUGGAUCAAGAAUGUCAUUUUCAGCAGGACACGAGGGGCAAAUAUGUCACUUUUUAUGUUGCAUUACCAUUUUAGGCUGAAUUAAGGAACUGAACUGUUUAAAAAUGAACCUAAAUGCUCUUCAUUGACGCUCAGUACGUUUGGGAAGGUUUGGGAAACCCUGGUGCGCAUUGCCAGUAAAAAUCUGCAAUAUAAAGUCAUUUUUCUUGACUAGCCAUGUGUGUGGAUGAGUGUGUGUGUGUAACUACAAUGUACAGUACGCCUCCUACUGGCCUUUGUAAAUAGUGUGCUUGAAUGGAUGACAGACUUCCAUGACGAAUAAUAACGUCAUUUCAUUAUUUGUUUUUUUUUUGUUUGUUUGGUGGGUUUUUAUUUUGCCAUAACAACCAAUGCUCACUUCCCCCUUCAAAGUGAUUGUACUGCGCUCAUUAUCUCACAUCCUUAUUUAUUUGUAUUUUUGUUGGUGGGAAGUCCUCCCCAAAAUGUCAGCACAGGGUUGGGUUCUGAUGGCGGCCCUCCAGUGUUCAGUUUGUGAGGAAUUUUCAUCUAUUUUACAAAUAUAGCAUUCGCGUGUUUGGGCAAAGCUGGUACCAAACACAGAGCGUUAUCUAGUUAGGGUAACACCUUAUUUUUUUAACUUCAAGUGUACAAAAAAAACAUUUGGACCGUCAAGACAUUUGGGGUGAAAUGUCAUUAAAAGAACACAUUUUAUUUUCUUUUUUAAUGGAAUGAAUGAAGCUGCAUUUGUGGGAACCAGUCGCCGAGGUCGUGAACACAUGCUGUCCAGGACACGUGGGGGCGGAGCUAAAACACAAGUUCAGGGUUGACAGAAUUUGUCUUUAAUGCUAACUUAUUUGUCUACAGUGUUUUUUUUAUUUGUAACAAACUGUUUAGCUAGAAACUUGUCAUUUCACUGGGUACACAAACAAACAGGUAUAGACAUUUUGUACCUAGUUGAAGAUAAAAGCCUAGGUCACAAGCGGCCGUACGGGCUCUGUGUGCCAAAAAUGCAAGAAACGCAUGGAGGGCACGUGUGACGUACUGAUUUUCGGGCACAGAGGUUCUUUGUCCACAAACGACGGGCGCUUAUGUUUUUUCUGGUUGCGAGACAAACUUACGCACUUUGCGCAUCGACCGUACGGCCAACGCGUGUCUUUCAGGCGUUUUGCUGGUGUCAGGUAUGGGCAAAAUGUCAAUUAUUUUCGUACAGCGCACUUCGUAUGUGUGUCAUGCACCACAUACGUAAAACUGUGUUCUUUAUGUAUUUUUAGCGCAAAACGUCCUAAGCUAGCUUGCUCACAACCGGUAGCCCGUCUUACGAUGUCAUCAGCAGUUGACUCUCAAAAAUGUUAAUUUUUGCAUGCAUACAACAAUUCUAAAUGCAUAUAAAUGUUGAAUGAAAGGGUUAAAUGAACAUUUAAGGUUACUUUUACCUUCACUGAAGACGUGAUUCUUGAUGAGAGCGUUCCCAAAGACACGCGUGGCAGCGAGACACCACACAGACACCACCUUUCUGCUCAUUUCGUUUUGGGUUAUUUAGGUGAGAAAAACACUUGAAAACAGGAAAUAAUUCAUGGCAAAACAGGAAGGUGGUAUCCAUGUGGCGUCUGGCUGCCACAGGGUGUCUUUGGGAAGACUCCAUCAAGAAUCAUAUCUUCAGUGAAGGUAACGGAACCUUAAAUGGUCAUUUGUUCCUUUGAUUCAACAUUUAUAUGCAUUUGGAAUCAUUUUCUGCAUGUAAAAUGAAAACUGUAAAACUAUAAAAACUGUUUUCAGAACAUUUUUGGCUUUCUGCGACGGAUUCAUUGGAUUUACAUGAUUUCUUAUGGGAAAAAUGUAUUCGGUUAGCAUCCGUUUCGGAACAAAUUAAUUACGCUAACCAAGGUUCCACUGUAUUGUAUUAUAAGAUUGGAAUUUAUCUAACAACAAACUGAUUGAUGAUUUUGUGAUGUGUGUGUUAAUAUUUGUGUUAACCCAAAAUGCACAAUUUCAGUUUAUUUAAAUGUAAUACCAAAAAAAUCAUUCAAACUUAUGCGGUGGUUUUUUGCUCAUUAUUCUGUGCACGUUGCAUCAUUUUUGCUACCUAAACUUGCCAUGACAGUUAAGCUUGGAAUACAAGUGUCGUGUACUACUCGUAGUACUCGUACCGCUGUUUUAGAGUCAACUGACAAAAACAUUUACAAGCUAAUAUUUUUGUGGCUAUCUGACAAAAUACGAUUGUAUGCGACUUUUUGACAUCGAAACACCAUAUUUAAUACAAAUAAAUAAAUCCACCUCAUAUUUUGUUCAAUUAAGAAAAUAAAAUGGCAUGAGGUCAAUUUGCAUAAAAAUAUGAAGUUCUACUUAAGUUGAUGUUUACAUUUCUUUUUCCCGAGUGUACCCAACCCAAAUUAAUCGAGAGUUUUCGCUCCAUUUGUUCCUUUAUCACUAAAGCAAGUGGAGAGGACGCAUAUGAGCUGUCACAACCCAACCCCGGCGUCAAGCAAAAGCAGCAGACAUGAAUGAACCAAUGAGAGGGAGAAGAGACUAUAAACGUGGCACGGCGGCGACGUCAUGGCGUAGUUUAAUGACACGGAAUGUAGUCCAGCUUUAGUGUCAGGGGUCUGUGUUAUUUUUCCGUCUGUGUCCAGUUGUGAUGACGGUGAAAGGACGCACCCGGAGUGAAAAUAUGCUGCUUUUUGUGUAGCCUUUGCUGAAAAUGCAAUAGAAGCCGAGGGAAAACGGGGAAACUAAGUCAUUUUUGUUAUGUUUUGUAUUAACUUCCAAUUGUGUGUCACAAAAUGCAGCUCCGCAUGACAUCACUGUCACACCAACCCCUCGGUAGAAAUAUCCAGAACUCACUGAAAUGAUUCCAGAAUAAUAUCUGAUGUCUUAACAAGAGUUUCCAUCGUGACAGUAAAGCACCCCAAGUGUGUGAUACCCAAGUGUCCUGUUAUUUUUAUUUUUAUUUUUUUCAAAGCUGUGUAGAGCGUGAGUGAUAGAGACUUUUUUUUUUUAUUUUGCCGUCUGUCUCUGGCUUCUUGUGUGUGUGUGUGUGUGUGUGUGUGUGUGUAUGUAUGCGUCAUUCUGGGCUCUGGUUCUUAUGAUUGCAGCAAUGAAUCAUCAUCAUUGUCAAGCCACCAAUUAAAAUAUUUCAUUUUUA